Messenger RNA from Spinacia oleracea (spinach), 1673 nucleotides. RefSeq names its product beta-1,3-galactosyltransferase 7-like. Bases 239 to 1444 code for a protein of 401 amino acids. Gene Ontology annotation, cellular component: Golgi membrane. Lineage: Eukaryota; Viridiplantae; Streptophyta; Magnoliopsida; Caryophyllales; Amaranthaceae. The transcript has 10 exons. The record is from RefSeq and is a predicted model, not a curated record. Gene Ontology annotation, molecular function: beta-1,3-galactosyltransferase activity.
CUGUUCCUUGAAAUUCUACUAACAAUAGUUUCAUUAAAUAACAACAUUAUGAUCAUAGUUUUUGUGUCGUUAUAAAUGGUUGGAAGUUCAUUCAUACCAUUUUGUAGGUUACUUCAAACCAAAAUAUUUUCCACAAUAAAAGAAAAGGCUAGCAUAAUCCUUUCCAUAACGCUUACAAGCCUUGGCGGAACUUGAUUAAUAAACUGGUCGCUCGUUCUUUACCUAAAAUAAUUGUAACAUGAAGGCUACUAGCAAGAGUAGUAGUACUUGGAGAGUUUCUUUCACUUAUAUUUUUGCUCUUUGCAUUUUCAGCUUUUCUCUUGGAUUGUUUUUCUCCAACAGUUAUAACCUAGCAUCACGACAUAAGCAUGAUCAAACGAUUAAGCUUAGCUAUGAAGAUUGCGCAUCAGACAAUCAGAACCCCCAAGAAGGCAAGGGCAUAAUGGCACACGUACGCAAAAACCAGAAGGCGAUCUUAUCGUUGGACAAGAAAAUGGAUGCAAUCAAGACAAAGCUAAAGGAAGAUCAACAGGAUGAUGACAGAGAAGAAGAAGAAGAAGAAGAAGAAGAAGAGAGGCUAAACUCCAUGACCACAUCGUCCAACGCUCUCUCAUCAGGGAAUAACACAACAGGAGUUCAUAGACAGAAAGUGUUUAUGGUAAUAGGUAUCAACACCGCCUUCAGCAGCAGAAAAAGGCGUGAUUCUGUUAGAGACACUUGGAUGCCUACUGGAGCAGACUUACUAAAAUUAGAGAAAGAAAGAGGAAUCAUCAUCCGCUUUAUGAUUGGCCACACGGCUACAGGCAAUGGGGUUCUAGAUCAAGCUAUUGACGACGAAAAUGCCCAGCACAAAGACUUCCUCAGACUUGAUCAUGUUGAGGGUUAUCUGGAGCUAUCUGCAAAGACAAAAGCAUUUUUCUGUACUGCAUAUGCAAAGUGGGACGCUGAAUUCUAUGUCAAGGUUGAUGAUGAUAUUCAUGUCAACUUGGGUAUGCUUUCUGCAACUCUGGUUCGCCACCAUCUGAAACCCAGAGUUUAUGUAGGGUGCAUGAAGUCUGGUCCUGUUCUCUAUCAGAAGGGAGUAAAAUACCAUGAACCCGAGCACUGGAAAUUCGGAGAGAUAGGAAACAAGUACUUCCGACAUGCAACAGGGCAGAUUUAUGCAAUCUCCAAAGACCUGGCUGAAUACAUUUCUGUCAAUCAGGAAAUACUUCACAUGUAUGUCAACGAGGAUGUCUCACUUGGGGCCUGGUUCAUAGGCCUUGAGGUUGAGCACGUAGAUGAUAUGAGUAUGUGCUGCGGCACUGAGGAUUGCCAGAGGAAAUUGAAGGAAGGUGAUGUUUGUGUAGCAUCGUUUGAUUGGAAAUGCAGUGGGAUUUGCAAGUCAGUAGACAGAAUGAAGGAUGUACACAUCAGGUGUGGUGAAGGUUCAGCAGCUAUGUAGUGUAAACUCGAUCUACUAAAAGUGACAGAAUUCAAUUGUCCAGAGACUCGGAGUUUCUUCUUUUUGUUGGAUGCUUCUCAGGACUUACCCUCAAAAUUUAUAGCAGUGUAUGUACAAUAGUUUCUAAAUGUCACCAAACUAACAGAUUGUACUGGAAACUAAAACUUAGAAAAAGCAAUAAAAUUGCAAGCACGAAAAGCAACCCAAAACAAAGCUGAUAUUAUCAUCG